AUGAAUCAAAGCAUUGGCAAAAUUUCUUUUCUGAAAGUUUACACCUCUAAAGAAAAAGAUGGGAUUGAUGUCAAUAAUCUACAAAAAGAAUUUGAAAAUGAAACCAAUAAUUUACAAGAA
Molecule: messenger RNA, 120 nt
Organism: Racocetra fulgida
Lineage: Eukaryota; Fungi; Glomeromycota; Glomeromycetes; Diversisporales; Gigasporaceae
Source: the annotation of a GenBank genome assembly